This is a messenger RNA of Neurospora tetrasperma FGSC 2508, 2050 nucleotides long. Its product is annotated as negative regulatory factor. Gene Ontology annotation, molecular function: cyclin-dependent protein serine/threonine kinase regulator activity; protein kinase binding. The transcript has 2 exons. The coding region runs from base 1 to 1455 and encodes 484 amino acids. Lineage: Eukaryota; Fungi; Ascomycota; Sordariomycetes; Sordariales; Sordariaceae. The record is from RefSeq and is a predicted model, not a curated record. Gene Ontology annotation, biological process: regulation of cyclin-dependent protein serine/threonine kinase activity. Gene Ontology annotation, cellular component: nucleus; cyclin-dependent protein kinase holoenzyme complex.
AUGCUGACUCGGUCUCCCGCUUCCGCAGCCGCAACCUCCCCCACAACAACCGUGACCGUGACCGUGACUGCAGCCGCAACCUCUCUGAGACCGAGUCGCGGCGCCGCUCCCCAUGGUCACUUCCACUAUGCCCCUACCCCUUCACUUCGAGAAGCAGCAUCCCGGAUCCCGGCCCUCUCCUCUCGCCGGCAAUCCGCAACCGCCCCCGCCACUUCGUCCACCUCUCUUCCCAUUUCAAUCCAGUCACGACACGGCCCAGCACCGGUAGCCUCCCACACCUCCUCCCCUGUAGCCUCCGACCCCGGCCUCGGCUUCCCUCCCUCGUCCCGGCCUCAGCGCUGGGCAGGCGUCGAUGUAGCGGCCCAGUACUCGCCCAUGGAGCCGAUGGAUUACACGACCGGCGCCCUGCUUUCUAGUCAAGCCGCUUCUUCCUCGAACAACCAAGCCGUCGCCCGAGGCUCAAUCGAGUCCCGGCCUUCACAUAUACCUAACUCCGUCGGGCUCAUGGCUUCCCACGAGGAGCAGGCCUCGGCCUUGGCCUCCACAUCAGAAGCUACCGCUGCUCCCAUUCCGCAUGGCCCGACAGUGGCCGUGGCGGUGCCUCCGACUCCUGGGGUCUACUCAGCGGCGCCCCAACCGCAUCCGUUGUCACAUACUCCUCAGACAGGUACCCCCGUGAAGAGGAGAAACUCGCAAGGCGACGUCACCCACAACCAAGUUGAAGCGGCGAGCACCGGGCAAAGCGGUCCGCACUCCCCUAAGCGCGCGAGAUUAGCGCCCAAAAUUGUGUCCCGGCGAUAUGAGCACUGUCCGGUCGAAGACCUGGUUGUGCUUAUUGCGCACAUGCUGGGCGAGCUUAUUGAACUUAACGACGAAGCGGCUCAGAAAGUGGGGCAGCGUCAUAACCUUACGAGGUUUCACUCCCGAACGACACCUGGAAUAUCGGUUUUGGAUUAUCUCCACCGACUCGCAAAACAUGCCUAUCUGUCACCACCAAUACUUCUCUCCAUGGUUUAUUAUAUCGACCGCCUUUGCGCACUAUACUCGGACUUCACCAUUAACACACUUACCGUUCAUCGAUUUCUCAUAACAGCCGCUACCGUUGCCGCCAAGGGGCUCUCAGACUCCUUCUUGACCAACACACUAUAUGCGAGAGUGGGAGGUGUCAGAGUUGCGGAACUUAACAUGCUCGAGUUGGAAUUCCUCCACCGCGUCGACUGGAAGAUCGUGCCCGACCCUGACGUCCUUGUGGCAUAUUAUGGUGGACUUGUGGCCAGAUGUCCAGGAUAUAUACUGGAAUGUCCAGAACCAGAAGAAGCAGACGACGAAGAUGAAGAUGAAGAGCUAGACGAAAGCGAUGCGAUAGGCGACGACGACGACGACGAUAUAAACGGCGAAGGAGGAGAAAGGGAAGAGGAGACGACUUCAAGCCAAAGGGAUAGACAUGCCACGUAACCAAGGUGUUCUUCGGCUCAAAUCGAUCAGUCAUGUCCGAUCUGGAGCUGGUGUAUAACAACGGGACGUGGCAGGAGACAAAAAAAUAGAGUACAUAGGGAAUCAAACCAACGAAGGGCGCAAAAAAGAAAAUCAACAGAGGAGAUCAUUCGGACAAAAGCGACCGGGAAGUAUCUGCCGGAAAAGCAAAAGACUAUGAGGCGCCUUUUGAAUUGUCGGGGCUUGUCUGAGGGCAAUCUGCCUGCGGGACGGAAGCAAUGGGAUAUCAAAUGGAAAUAAACGGGAAUUAUAUGGAGGGAGUGGAUACAUUGGAAGAAAUGUGAUCUUGGUUAUCGAAGACAGCAAGGACUCAAGCUGGAAGAGUAUUGCUCCCGUCCCGUCCAAACACUACGUUCGAGUUACAACGCCUGGGUUGAGAGGGGGAUUAUGACAGGAUGACAGAUAUGAGAUGAUUGGUGUGUCCUAUGAAGCACCGCGGCGAAAUAGCAAUCUUUUUUGGGUGGGGGAGAUGAAUGGGCUGUUCCUUUACCUGGCACUCUUAUAGGAAUAGCACUUUUGGUAGAUACCACUGAGAACAGAUUUCCUCUUUCUAGUC